Pygocentrus nattereri (red-bellied piranha) is the source of this 7055-nucleotide messenger RNA. It is a transcript of the gene xkr6b, whose product is annotated as XK, Kell blood group complex subunit-related family, member 6b. NCBI's taxonomy places the organism in Eukaryota, Metazoa, Chordata, Actinopteri, Characiformes, Serrasalmidae. The record is from RefSeq and is a predicted model, not a curated record. Gene Ontology annotation, biological process: phosphatidylserine exposure on apoptotic cell surface; engulfment of apoptotic cell; apoptotic process involved in development. Gene Ontology annotation, cellular component: plasma membrane. The coding region runs from base 1 to 1770 and encodes 589 amino acids. The transcript is spliced from 3 exons.
AUGGCCGCGAAGUCCGACGGUCGGGGGGUCGUCACCGGCUUCGCCCAGCUGCACAACCUGGACGAGGUGGGCGCGGGCGGCGGGUGCGGCGAGGACGACCCGCGCGCGGGCAGCUCCUUCCACAUCUGCCACUGCUGCAACACGUCGUCGUGCUACUGGGGCUGCCGGAGCGCGUGCCUGCACUACCUGCUUGGCAGGCAGCGGGGGGGCGGCGGAGGAGGCGGCGCACGCCAGCGGCGGCCCCCCGACGGCGAGGAGCGCCUCUGGCUCGACUGUCUAUGGAUCGUGCUCGCGCUGCUCGUCUUCUUCUGGGACGUGGGCACGGACGUGUGGCUGGCCGCCGACUACUACGCCAAGCGGGACUACCUCUGGGGCGGCCUCACGCUCUUCUUCGUGCUUGUGCCCUCGGUGCUCGUGCAGAUCCUCAGCUUCAGGUGGUUCGUGCAGGACUACACGGGGGGCGGCCUGGGCUCCGUGGAAGGGCUCAGCAGCGGCCGCAGGGCCGCGGCGGGCUUGAGCGCGAGGGGCAGGUGCUGCCGCAUCUCCGUGUGGGUCUGGCAGACGAUCAUCCACAUCCUCCAGAUGGGACAAGUGUGGAGGUAUAUCCGGACCAUGUACCUUGGCAUACAGAGUCGCAGGCAAAAGGAGAACCAGCGGCGUUUCUACUGGGCUAUGAUGUACGAGUAUGCUGACGUGAACAUGCUUCGGCUGCUUGAGACCUUUCUUGAGAGUGCCCCACAGCUGGUGCUCCAGCUCUGCAUCAUGAUCCAGAAAAACCGUGCCGAGACGCUGCAGUGCAUGUCAGCAGUCGCCUCCCUCUUCUCUCUCUCUUGGGUGCUGGCUUCCUACCACAAGCUUCUGCGCGACUCUCGCGAUGACCAAAAGAGCAUGAGUUACCGAGGAGCUCUGGUGCAUCUCCUGUGGCGCCUUUUCACCAUUUCCUCCCGGGCGCUCUCCUUCGCCCUCUUUGCCUCAGUUUUCCACCUCUACUUUGGCAUUUUCGUGGUGCUGCACUGGUGUGCCAUGGCCUUCUGGGUGAUCCACGGUGGCACCGACUUCUGCAUGUCCAAGUGGGAGGAGGUGCUCUUCAACAUGGUGGUCGGCGUGGUCUACGUCUUCUGCUGGUUCAAUGUCAAGGAAGGCAGGACCCGAUACCGAAUGGUGGCCUAUUACUCACUGGUGCUGGUGGAGAACAUGGUCCUGACUGCCCUGUGGUAUGCCUACAGAGACCCGACCACCACCGACUCCUAUGCCGCCUCCAUCCUCUGUGGCAUCUUCCUGUGCUUCGCUUUAGGAGUGGCCUGCAUGAUCAUCUAUUAUGGGGUCUUGCACCCUAUGGGGCCCAGGCUGAGGGUCUUGGCUAGUUCCUGUUGCGCUGAGCUCCUCUGGGGCCUCCCCUUGCCUCCAGAGGCCGAGCCUAUGGCCCCUACUCCAGGGCCUCGGGGCUCUCAGGCCACUCCUACACGGGGCAUGGCUUCAGGGGACUACGGAGAGCCAGAGGAGACUGCCACGGACACCUGCCUGCCUGUAUUCCAAGUGAGGUCCACAGAGCCCACUGAUGAAGCAGGCAGACCCAUUCGGCCUGAGGGCCCCCUCAUAAAGAUUGACAUGCCCAGGAAGCGCUACCCAGCCUGGGACGCGCACUUUGUGGACCGACGCCUCCGGCGGACCAUAAAUAUCCUCCAGUACAUCAGCCCCAAUGCAGUGGGCAUCAGGUACAGGGAUGGGCCUCUCCUCUACGAGCUGCUCCAGUACGAGUCCUCCCUAUAAAGGCAGUCUUUGCUGCCAUCCUUUCUCUCUCUCUCUCUCUCUCUCUCUCUCUCUCUCUCUCUCUCACUAUCACUCUCUCUCUCUCUCUCUCUCUCUCUCUCUCUCCUCUCAUUCACUCUUUGCUUCACUUCUCUCCAUUUGGUGCUUACUUUUCCUCUGUUUGAUUCAGUUAUUCUGUCAAGCUAUUACAGUAUAUCAAAGGUCUAAAAAGAGUCUAAACAGAGAAUCAACAUUUAUUUUCACAAAUACAGAGAACAAAAAAAACCUAUUCCAGAAAAGGUAUAAAGUCUGAAAUUCAGCGUUUCUUAAGCUGGGCCCUUGUUAUGGUGUGAGUGUUCUACUGAUGUGUACGAUUGAUGGCGUCCGUGUCCCUGUCAGCUCUGAGAUGUGCAAAGCCGCAUGGGAAUGAUGGAGGACCAUAGUACUCAUUGUCUUCUUUUGGAUUUCUGGUAACUAUUUUGUGCCUAAGAUGAUUAUGAGUGAUUGUGAAGACUAUAAAUAUGGUUUGAUGCCAAUAACCAACAAAUAAUCAACACCAACCAAACAAUCCUGAAAAGCACAUUUGUUUGCAAAAUAAAAGCACACAGUCAGCCAGCAGCACAUUUUCCACCUCUCUUCUUCCUUUGAGUGGACAAGAGGGCAAAAGUUUCUAAAUAUAUCUUUACUGACCCUUGUUGAAGUCUCAAUGAAAAUUUGAUAACUUUCAUAUAAAUAAGACUGUGUGCUGCUUUAUGGAUAUAUGUUAGAUGUUUACAUGUUAAUGGAUUUAAUUUACAUUUGCAAUUAAAUCUAAAAAAGUACACAAUCCCCAUAUUACAAGUAAUCACAUUAUGCCAAUUGUUGUGUAGGUAUGGGCAAAUAACACUGCCAGAGGCAUUUUACUGAAUAAGAAGGCCUUAAGGUAUCCGUAUUAAAUGCCUUUAUAUUUUUCAUUUUUUACCCAUUAGUGAAGUGAGGUCUAUUGGUCUGAGUUGUAUGUGUGAAUGCAGAGCAUGAGUGUUUACAUUUGGCCCAUUUUACACAUAUUUUUUGUAUUCUUUGUAAAUGAUAGCACAAUUGAUGAGAUAUUUUGCAUAUAUGGCUAAAGGCUUAUGAAGUGUAUGUAUUUUUAUUUAAACAAAUUCUGUGAAUGAGAAGUUCCCAAAGAUUGGAAGGAGCAGGGUUUUAUCAAAACAAUAGCUGGAGAUGAAAAAAUAAUAAUAAUAAUUCUAUUAAAUCACAUUGGUUUUGGUAUUAUAUCACAGCUUACAACAGAAAGCAAAAUCCUUGCAAAAUGUGGUGCUAGCAUUAAUCUCUAAGAAUCCUCCAUCAUUCCCUACUGAAGUGAAGGUUCCAGAUGAAAUUGGCCUCUAUACCCAUUUUACUGUAGUUAAAAAUAGACUUUGAGUGGAAAAAAAUUUGUAAAUGACAAACUAUUCUUACUAUUGUUUUUUCAUUAGAAGGCAUAUUCCUUUAUAUGUUGGUGUGCGUUGUAAUAAUCACAAAAGAAAAGGUUACUUUACCUUAAAUCACUUAAUUUUUACUCUAAAGAAUGCAUGCCAAGGCUGUGCACUUUGAUGAGUAAUUGGGUUCUCGAUAUGUGCCAGUCAACGUGUGAGUGUUUCAAUGGUGCUUCUCUUUUGCAAAAUAAUUGGAACAAAGCCCUGCCGCAUUAUUGUCAAUUUCCUGUACAUAGAGCACUUCGCCUCCUUUGAGAAAAGCGUGAAACUGAAAGUGAAUGUGGUAUUCUCUGUCAUUUUUGGGGGCUUGUGAUAAGUUUGCCACAGGGGCUGAUGUCAGUGCACAUAUUUUAUUCUCAGUUGCACAACAGAAAACCUUUUUUUGUUUGUUUUCUGAUUUUUCUGACAAUGUGCUAUAUAUAACCUUUAAAAUUUUGUUUGUAAUAUAAUUUGUCUCAGCAGCGUAAUAACAUGAAUAUGGGAUGCCAAGGUUCACCACAAAAAUGGAGACAUGGGCUACUACAGACCCCUUUGUGCCUGCUGUGAUCUCAGACUGGUUGUAAUGGAAGGGGUGAUGGGUUUUUGCCAGGGAUGGAAAAGAAUGACUGGACAAACAAUGAUGUAUACAUAUGUGUGCGUGUUCAUGCACAUAUUUCUGUUACACUGAUAGGUGGAUCUGGUGUCCAGUAGUUUGGCUCCAUCCUUGGUUGCUGCUUUGGCCCUUACACCCCUGAUAUGUAAACGUGAUUGGGAAAACUCUGAUGCAAAGGUUAUAUCAUAAGACAGCAGCCUGGGUUCAUAAACUGGCCUAAGGGAUUGAAGGUCAAAUGGGACAGGAAACCAUUUGCAAUGUUUCAUAAUUUCCAGUAGUUAACAAUGCAAAUAAAUCUCCCAAACUCUCUUGUUUAGAAACUUGAGUUUCCAGUUUGAAAUUAGCGUUGAGAUCCAAGGCCAUACCGUUGUGUCAUGCUAAAAUCUUUCAUGCUAGUUUCUGGACAGCUUCAAGACAUCAGCUUGGUCUGGUAUUUCUAUAUAGCUUCAGUCACGGCUCUUAAUCAGUAGUUUCUGGGAAGGUAGUCCACCAGGUUUAUGCUACAGCUUACACUCUUAAAAAUAAAGGUUCCCAAAUUGUUCUUGGCUUGGGUUUAUGUUUGUAAGUAAAACCUUUGAAUGACUGUUUGCAAAAUUAUGAUUGACAUGCCUCUCAGCUAAUCACAAUUAUCUCUAAACAUUCCUUUCUCCAUCAUCAUCAGAACAGUCCUGCAGUAAGAAUGGCACUAGUAAUCAAUUAGUCUGAAUUAUUAGACUAAGAAACAGUGGCAAGGUGUUACUGAAGAACGUAUAAUGCCUGAAACAACACUGUUCCGAUCAUCUGGAGGGUGGUGGUGUUUUUAUUUCCUUCCUGAAGCUGAAAGUUAGACCAAAAAGACCAAAUACUCAGUGGCAAAAUCAUCAACUAGCAGAUUUAUACAGCUCUAAAGUAAGCUAAACUAGCUAAACUAAGCUAAUGCAUUACUGUUUUUAUUGAAAAUAAGUUGAAUUAGAUGUCUAAAGAUAAAUACCACAACAGCCAAGUGUAAAGACCAGUUCGCUAACUUGUUAGCCUUUUUUAACUUAGCUGCUCACAGUUAGCUUGAUAAAACAGUUAAAGUAAGCAGGACUUUACAGGUCCCACAUUUGAUCAAAAGCAUUGUAUAGAAAGAUAAAUAUUAAUGAACUUGUACACAUGACAUGCCAUCUAUGUACUGUUUAAUUAAGUUUUCAGAAAGAAGGUGGGUAAAAGAUGGUGGGUCUUUCUCAGCAUCUAAUAUUUCUCCCACCAGAUCUAGUAUUAGCUUAUCUGUAGGUGUAGCUUCUGUUGCUAACCUCUCCUCCUUAUCAAAUUGCAUUUUUUUUUUGUUAGCUUUAAAUUGGCCUACAUGCAUAUCUGUCAGUUUUUUUAACAUGUCUGUCUGCAAUAAGCAUCUUGUAAAGCCAGUUUUUGAAUGUAAAACAUUUCAAAUGUGCUUUUCUGUGUGCUUCUCAAUUUUCUGUUAGCACAUUAGCAAGUACUACAGAUGCUACCCGAUAGCCUGAACUGAAAGUUUGAUGGCUGUAUAGACAAUAACUAAAGGAGGUGGGGUCUUUCUCAGAAUUUUGCAAAUGGUCAAGUGAUCUAGAAAAUUUACAUUUUGUAGAGGUUCUUUAAAUGUUAGAAGUGUUCUUUACAAUCACAUAACACAAAAGCAUUAUUCAAACCCGUCCAUUCAAAGAUAGAUUCUUCUCCAGCAUUGCUAAAAAAAACUUUUUGCUUCCAUUUGUCACUUUAAUUUUUAAGAAUGUAAGUCCUGUAGCUUUAGCAUAACUCAUGUGAUCUACCUGCCCUAGCCUGUCCCUAAGCCUUUAUGGUUCCUGUUGAACCCACAGGUCUACUAGCUCUUCUAGGUGCUUGGCACAUCGUUGCACUGUUGUUUGCUGGGAUUUCACCAACUCUCCUAUUCUAUGAUUCAUGAUGGUGUGAAUGAUUAAAUGGGUGCGAUGGUUGGAUGACUUGGCUGCCUGGCAUCCCAUAGUGUGUUCACACUUCACAUACUCAGUCUCAGUUACUAUAGUAUUAACACUCUUCGAGGAGAGAGAUAAACAUUUAACCAGGUGCAAAUACACUGUGAUUCUUUCUUCCCCUAUUCCACUUGUUCACUGCUGUAUCUGAAAGGAUUUAAACAGGGCGAUUUGCAAGAGGACUCAGUCGGCACAUGGAAAUUCUGAAUAAGUUCCUUUAGAUUACUGCCUUACAGGACAAUGAAUCACAGACUAAUGGCUGUAUAAUCAAUAGACACUCAUGUCCUUCACCACAACAUUACAUACACCAAGUAGGGUGGGCAACAUGAACCCUGUAAUGUCAGACCUUUUGUGGUGCCUUGUUUCUCUGGGUGCUUCUAUCUAGCCAUGGCAGCCAGUACAGCAAACAACAAUGCCAGUGUCUUUUUUCUCCUUUCAUGUUACACACAGUACUGUAACCAAAAGGAUCAAGUUCGACCUAAACCCACACAGCGAAUGGGCUCAAUGUAAUGACAUUCCUGUCUUUAGAUGAAGAGGAUUCAUCUUUGCAAAACUAAAUUACCAGAGUGUUCUAAAUGCAAAGGCAAUACUUAAUAUCUACUUGAAUGUUGGGUUAUACAUUUUCCUAGUUAGAACACAGCCUGUGUAUGCUUCUACUCCUUUAGGUGAAAUUGGAUUUAACAAGGAAUCAGAAUGUCCAUCAUCUUACAGGGUUCACUUGAGUAAUAGAACGACACUUAUGAUGAAGUUCAGCCAUUUAUUUGACAAUUGUUAAUGUAUUUCUGUCUAUGCCUUCCUCUGUCUUGCAAGAUGAAUGAUCUGUAGUGCCAACAAGUUAACCUUUUCUGUGUGUUGUUUGUCUUGUGAACAAAAUGUCUAGCCAAAUGGAUUUAUGCCUGCAAAAAAAAAAAAAGUACGUAGGAAAAAAAUGAGUAGGAGAAAUGUUGUAUGUAGACAAGGUGCUCACUGGGUCAAAUAUUUAACCUGUAUUUAAGAUGGUACUGGAAGCAUUGGCUUUAUAAGGGCCUGUAGUGCCAGACUGCCCCGACAUCACCCGGCUUCCUAGCAUGCCCACAGAAUGCAUCAAUGGUGACGCCUCCGAUAUGUUUGCAUGUUAGCUUUCUUCAGUGCAAUGUUUCCACCCAUUCCCUGGGUUCCUUGAGAGCAUUGCCAAGUAGCAGCUCAUUGCACCGGGUUCAGUUUCAACCUGUACAUUUGUGCCACAACCAUCAGUAUUACAAUAGAGCCAAAAGUUCUUUAGAUAAAAAAAAAAACCGAAAGAAAUCAAAUGGUGCAUUUCUGUUUCUU